UGUUCAGACUCCUUAGUCACGGAGGUCAGAGGUCGCGCCAUUGCCUCUCAGUUCAGCGCAGAUAUGAUCACCAUCGAGCCGUCAUGGCUAUCCGCCGCGAGGACAUCAACCCCUGGGAGAGGAGGGCGCCGCUCGCACCGAAACACGUCAAAGAGCUGACCAACGCCGGAGUCAAAGUGCUGCUGCAGCCGUCCAAUCGGAGAGCAAUACACGAGAAGUACUACUUGAGGGCGGGUGCCGUGGUGCAGGAGGAUCUUUCCGAGGCGUCUCUGAUCAUCGGGGUGAAACGACCCCCCGAGGAGAAGAUUAUCCCCAGGAAGACGUACGCUUUCUUCUCCCACACCAUCAAAGCUCAGGAGGCCAACAUGGGGCUGCUGGAGGACCUGCUGAGCAAGGUGAGGGUCUCCAAACAUCCAGAAAAAGGGUCUCCAAACAUCUAG
This is a messenger RNA of Notothenia coriiceps (black rockcod), 440 nucleotides long. Its product is annotated as alpha-aminoadipic semialdehyde synthase, mitochondrial-like. NCBI's taxonomy places the organism in Eukaryota, Metazoa, Chordata, Actinopteri, Perciformes, Nototheniidae. The transcript is spliced from 2 exons. Gene Ontology annotation, molecular function: saccharopine dehydrogenase activity. Gene Ontology annotation, cellular component: cytoplasm. The record is from RefSeq and is a predicted model, not a curated record. Bases 84 to 440 code for a protein of 118 amino acids.